Thamnophis elegans (Western terrestrial garter snake) is the source of this 3225-nucleotide messenger RNA. It is a transcript of the gene DNAL1, whose product is annotated as dynein axonemal light chain 1. The record is from RefSeq and is a predicted model, not a curated record. The coding region runs from base 193 to 777 and encodes 194 amino acids. Gene Ontology annotation, molecular function: protein kinase binding. Gene Ontology annotation, cellular component: cytoplasm. Lineage: Eukaryota; Metazoa; Chordata; Lepidosauria; Squamata; Natricidae. The transcript is spliced from 9 exons.
CCCCUCCUCCUCCUCCAGCUUUCAGGUGAGCAUGCGCGCGGGUUUCGCUUGCCAUAGCAACCAGGGCUGGAGACGGUAGCAACUGGAAUCCUAACAAUGGCGGGGUGCUCAUUUGAAGAGUGAUCUGCAUAAUUAAUGCAAAUUAAUCAUAAUCUAAGAAUUGUAUGAAUAUCGGAAGUCACCUUCAAUAGAAUGGCAAAAGCAACAACUAUCAAGGAAGCUCUAGCCAAAUGGGAAGAAAAAACUACUCAGAAGCCAUCGGAGGCCAAGGAAGUGAAACUCUAUGCUCAGGUUCCCCCUAUAGAAAAGAUGGAUGCUUCUCUUUCCACUCUUGUUAGCUGCGAAAAACUCUCUUUAUCUACAAACUGCAUUGAAAAAAUUGCCAACUUAAAUGGGCUAAAAAACUUGAGGAUAUUGUCACUGGGAAGGAACAACAUAAAAAAUCUGAAUGGGCUGGAAGCAGUUGGGGAUACAUUAGAGGAGUUGUGGAUCUCAUACAACUUGAUUGAGAAGUUGAAAGGUCUCCAUGUGAUGAAGAAGCUGAGAAUUCUCUACAUGUCCAAUAAUCUGGUGAAAGAUUGGGCAGAGUUUGUGAGGUUGGCAGAGUUGCCACUACUGGAGGACCUGGUGUUUGUAGGCAAUCCACUGGAAGAGAAAUACUCUGCUGAUUCACAGAGUGCCUGGGUUGAGGAGGCAACCAAGCGAGUGCCCAAACUGAAGAAACUCGAUGGUAUCCCAGUUAUAAAACAGGAAGAAGCGGAAGAAGGAGAAAACUAGCACCUUUUCUUUCACAUUAAAUUAUUGAUGUAUCUCCAGCACUAUAUAGGAUGUGAUGCUUUUGUAUAAAUAUGUCUUUAAAGAAAAAUUUAGGCAACAUUUUAACUGAUUCAUCUCCAUGUUCUUCUCACCCAAAGAAUUCUUACUUUUUUAUUAUGAAUGUUUACUUUUUAUUUAAUACCUGGAGGGUUUUUUUUUGCAAGUGUAUGGGUUUUUUUAAAAGAGCAGAUUUCUAUAAAGCACGUGUUAAAUAGUUUUCUCUAAUCAUUUGAGAAAUAGCAGAUGGGUUCUAUAUGGUAUGGCUUUUUAAAAAAUAUCUUUCUUUUAAAGAAAGGCUUCAAAUAAUGGUAUGCUUUAACAUUUAUCAAGUGUCUCUUGUUUUUUCUCCUGAGUUAAUAUCCAGUAUUAGAUGAAAGAGUGAAGGCAGUUUCUUUGUUCUAAGUGAAAUAUUUCUCUCCUCCUUUGGUUUAAUAUGCUGACUGAAUUUUCCUACUUUGUUUUAAGGAACAUGAAACUCUUAAGCAAAGGUUUUGUAGUGAUUAUAUGUUGCAGAAUGGCUAAAGUCCUUUAUUAUUUUGGAAUCUGAGUAAUCUGAGAAGAGAAAGCAUCUGUCGAAAGAAGCUGAAACAUAACAAGUCAUUCAAAACAAAGACAUUUUAAUAACUGAUAAAUGACAGCUGAAGAAAUGACAAGAAAGAAAGAAGAGAAAAGCAAUAAUGCUGUAGGAUAUAUAGGACAUGUGUUCCAAUGCAGUUUAUUUUUAUUUUUUUUGUAACGAAGUUUAUAAGUCUUCUCACUUUGUGAAAGCCUUCUCCAUCCCUAAAAUUUUUCACUGACAUGACUGGAUAUUUUAGUCAUUCCUAAAGAUGGAAAGGAGAGAAAUAAAGUAAGGUGUUACUAUUUUGCUGAAGGUAAAAUUUAAUUUUAUAAGGCUUGCGGGAGUUUUUCUCUGCUAUUUUUUUUUUCUACUUAAAAGUAUUGGCUCUGACAAUCCAUUUGUCUGUUAACAAAUGACAGGCAUUCAAAAAAGGGAUGGCACUGAAACACUCUGCAUAGUUAUAUGGGAAUAAACACUAUUUUACACAAACGCUGAGCCUUUGCCCAGGAAUAUUUAUUCUUUAGCCUUUGGAUUUAUCCUAAUCAUUUAAAUGUAGCAGUUGGUUAAUUUGAUUACCCCUGUGGUUCUACUUUGUCUCAAAUCUAUGUGUUUAUGAGGUAUUAAGACAGUUAUUACUCUGAAAGAAUUUUGUGGCUCUUUUUUUUCAAGAGGAGAGUUCCUUACUAUUUUAGGCUUGGUUACUUCAAAGAGCAAUCCUCUAAAAUAUUUCACAAACUUUCAUCUGAGGUUCAGUGGAAUUGUUCUUGCACAUCCACAGAUUGGAUUUAAAAAAAAAAAACUUUCAGAUAAUUUGAUGUUUACUUUCAUUCUAUUUAUAUUUAAUCUUAGUUGUUUCUGUGAAUCAAUCCAUGUAGAUGCAUCAUUUUUAAGAAAGAUGUUUAUGUGUUAGGUUUAGUGCUUGGCAUUGUUUUUCCUCAUAUGUUCUGAUUAGUAUCUUUCUUGUUGUCUUCACAUUAGGCCAGGUGUAGGUAAUCUUUUGUUGGCCAGGAGCCCAGCUGAAUACUGGGGAAGAGGCUGCAAAAUGAAUGGAAUAUUUCACAUGUGAGCAGAAUUAUGUUUAGGGUUACAGAGUAGAGUACUAGAUUUGAAAGGCAGCUAUGAACUGAAUAAACAGAUGGUUUAUUUAGGGCUUAUGCUACUGUACAGGUGUCAUCUUUUCUUAUUUCAACAAAUGGGAAAUGAUGCUAUCAAUUUUCAGCAAUCAUGACAAGCUUUAAGAAACUUUAGAGCUAUAAAAAAAGGGCCAGAUUUCACGAUGACCUUAGAGAUUGCAAUAAGGCAAUGUCUGUUUGGAUGCAGUAGAGGUUACUUCUGAGUAAACAUGCAUAGGAUUACACUGCUCGCAGCUGAGGAAGCUUAUGAACAGAUACAUGAUGAUGGUUCUUGAUGUAUAACUUUUUCUUUUAACAGUUUAAAUUAAGGCACUGUCUAUAUAAGGCAUUGUGUUUCUAGACCAGUCAUGAUUGUCAUUUAUGUUCAUCAUCAUCUUUGCAUCUUAGCAAUUGAUUUUUCUCUUGGUACCUGUGAGGCAGGAGAAACUGGUAAAUUAAUGAAGACUUAUGUACAAAAAUUGGAGCUGCAAACAUUGGGACAGUUGCUGGAUGACAAUAAGCAGUCACAGUAUUGGGUAUUUCUUUCCUGCCAUCUACUGGACAUCCAGAGUUUUGCAGCCUGAGUAACCUUUAACUGGGAAAAAACAGUACCAUAAAGCAAAACUCAAAAGUACUUCAAGUGGGCUAACUUAAGAAAUUCAUCCAAAAUCUGGGACCCAUAACUCUUGUGGAAUGGAUAUUUGAUACAUUUUAUAAAACGUUUUAUGACCCAAACAU